CCUUUCUGUCUUUAGGAUUUUCUGCAGCACUUUUUUGUUGUUUGGAAAUAAUAUUUGUGGUUUUUUUUUGGUUAAGUUCUCUUUUGGUCUGGUGUGGCAGUGAGUCUGGCUGGAGUCACAUGUCACCUCACGGUCUGGCUGCUGAAGAGUUUUGGGGAUCUUGAGGCGCCGCACGCGGUCGGGGAGGCACUUGGUGUGGGUUGAAUGAUUGCAAAAGUGUGUGAGGAUGCUGUGGCUUCCAUCCUUUUGCGAUGCAGCUGCUGUUAGGCUGUUGCAUUUCACUUUCAGUUUGUAAAGGAGCGCUUCUUAACCUUUUCUAGGCCACUGUCACCUUUGGGAAUAUGCUGCAGUGUGUAGACGGUCUCUCGAGAAAAUGUCACUGUGAUUUGUGCACAAAGUGUUGCAUUCCGUUCCAGAGACCCUCCGAAGCUGAUCGUGAAGUCCAAUCCCAAAAGUGAACCGGAACCCCUGAGCAUUAUUCAGUUCCUUGUUAAAAUGGCUCGGGAACAUUUGUUCGCCUGUGUAGCCGCAGGAAUGAGUGUCUGCACUUACACAAUAAACUUUGGGGUUUGAGGAACAAGAUUGAAAAAGAACUGUUACAACAAUUUUCUGGGGGAAAGUUCUCAUUGUCGGUCAGUUUUAAACUAAUACGCGGAUGGCUUCCAAGAAGUAAAGAUGAUCAGUCAAUUUUUUGACAACUGAAAAUCAUAAUCGUGACUGAUAGGUGAUUUUUAUUGUGCACAUUCCUCCUUAGCAAUGUGAUAGGUACUUGAAAAUGUUCACGAAUCAGACUUGAUUUUUCUUGUUCUCUUCCUAGUAUGUUUAUAUGCUUGGCUUUUCAUGAAGCGAAUAGUUAUUGUAUCACCAUUCAUUAUUUAACAAGUACUUUUUGAAGGCAUAGUCUGUAAAUAAAACCAGGCCCUUGCUGCCAUAGAAUUUAUGUUCUAAUCAGGAGAGAUGGACCAUAACCAGGUAAAAUACCGAAUAUGUCAGAUGAUAAGAGCUAUUCCCUGAAGGGUAGUCAGGAAAAACUUGAGACUGGAGACCUGAAGAAAAGGAAAGAUGUGCCCUCUCUUGGGGAAGAAGGUUACAGGCAGAGAGCACCCCAAGUGUGAAGACCUCCUCAGUAUACUUGGCCCCUCUGAGAAAAACUUGGAGACAGAAAGCAGGAGGGACAGUGAGAUAACUUGAGGUUAGAGAAGUAACUGGGGCUGCUAUCAGGCCUUGUCGGCCAUAGUAAGGACUGUGGAUUUGUUUUCCUUUGAAUAAGAUGGGGAGCCAUUGGAGAGUUUUGCGUAGAAGAGAGACCUGUUCUGCUCAAGUUUGUGAGGAUCAUUGUGGCUACUGUUGGAGCAAGAGUGGAAGCUGGAAGACCAAUCAGGAGGUUCCUCUUCAUUGCAGUCUCCCUCUGUAAUUUAAAAUAGUCCACCUGCCUUUUCUACUAUGCUGGUGGGCAUAUAGGUAGUUUCCUUUCUCCCCCUAAUAAAACAACAGUGAAAAUUGAACAUUUCCGUGUAUGCAACAUUUUUCCCCCUUCGAAAUAUUUUCUUGGGGCUGAUUUUUAGAAGGAAUAUGUAUUUAAUCAGUGUAUGGAUAGACUUGUCUUCUUGAUGUAGCUAUGAUUUUCUUCAAAGAAGUUGUGUUACAGAGACAAGGACAGUUACUGAUUUUAAGUGUCAUGGCAGUGUCACUCGCAUUGAGUAUUAUUAUUUAUACUUAAAAUUAAGUUAUCUUUUAGAUUGUUAGAUCAAAUUUUCCAAUAGCUUGACCAUAGAGUCAUGUGUUAGCAACAGGGGGACAGAGAUGCAUUAGACAGGGCCUCUGCCCUUAAGGAUGCACAUUCUGUUGUGGUUGUAGUCUAAUAGUUAAAAAUCUCCAGACCUUACCAGUGUUACUGUUACCCAUGAACUUGGUUUGCAUAUAGUUGGUGAACUUUUCUAUAAAAUAGGUUUGUACUCAAGCCUCUGGUUUGGUUUUUGUUUUUUGUACUGAUAAUUCUUUUUUCUUACAAAGGGAUUUUUUAAAUUGGUAUCUGUAUUUAAUUUGUUAUGUAUGUCUUUAGAAUCCUACAACUGUGACAGCCCCAUGUUUUGUACUUCGCAGUAAAUUAUGCAACUAGUACUUAGUUGAGGACUCUCAGAGUUGAAUUUUUAAAUUGUUGUAAUUCUUUAUAGUUAUUCAAAACACAGAGACUAUUGUUUCUGUUAAAUAAGGUCAGCAUUGGAUCUUUGAAAUUUUGUGGCUUAUAUGGGAGAAUGAUACCAGUCUGUUUUGAUAGAAAUUCAUACCACUGUGAGGGCGUUGCUCAGCAUUUCUGCCCCUCAAAUCUGGGUGACUUAAUUUGGCCUGAACUGGAACUCCGACAUCCAUAAGGAUAGAUUCCCAGAAGUGGGAUAACUGGAUCAGAGGGUGGUUACCCUGUGUAUAAGAGUGUGUGUCUCACUGCACCUUCAAUGGCAUUGAGUAGAUUGUCAGUAUUUAAACAGACCACAUCAUGCGUGAGUACAAGCUAGUGGUCCUUGGUUCAGGAGGCGUGGGGAAGUCUGCUCUGACAGUUCAAUUUGUUCAGGGAAUUUUUGUUGAAAAAUAUGACCCAACGAUAGAAGAUUCCUACAGAAAGCAAGUUGAAGUAGAUUGCCAACAGUGUAUGCUCGAAAUCUUGGAUACCGCAGGAACAGAGCAAUUUACAGCAAUGAGGGAUUUGUAUAUGAAAAACGGCCAAGGGUUUGCACUAGUAUAUUCUAUUACAGCUCAGUCCACGUUUAAUGACUUACAGGACCUGAGGGAACAGAUUUUACGGGUUAAGGACACAGAAGAUGUUCCAAUGAUUUUGGUGGGCAAUAAAUGUGAUCUGGAAGAUGAGCGAGUAGUUGGCAAAGAACAGGGUCAGAAUUUAGCAAGACAGUGGUGUAACUGUGCCUUUUUAGAAUCUUCUGCAAAGUCAAAGAUCAACGUUAAUGAGAUAUUUUAUGACCUGGUCAGACAGAUAAAUAGAAAAACACCAGUGGAAAAGAAGAAGCCUAAAAAGAAAUCAUGUCUGCUGCUCUAGACCCAAAGUAAGCAGCAGCUCUGAGCCAGAUUACAGGAAUGAAGAACUGUUGCCUAAUUGGAAAGUGCCAGCAUUCCAGACUUCAAAAAAUAAAUCUGAAGAGGCUUCUCCUGUUUUAUAUAUUAUGUGAAGAAUUUAGAUCUUAUAUUGGUUUGCACAAGUUCCCUGAAGAAGAAACUGUUUGGUCGGUGUAUAUCUCUCGGAAAAUAAGACAAUAGUAUUUCUCCUUUGCAAUAGCAGUUAUAACAGAUGUGAAAAUAAAUAUACUUGACUCUAAUAUGAUUAUACAAAAGAGCAUGGAUGCAUUUCAAAUGUUAGAUAUUGCUACUAUAAUCAGAUGAUUUCAUAUUGACCUUUUUAUCAUGAUUCCUCCCUGUCAAGCACUAAAAGUUGAAACAUUACACUUUAUAUCUGUAAUGAUAUAGAUUAUGAAAUUUCCCCUCAAACUCAUUGCAGCAGAUAACUUUUUUGAGUCAUUGAGUUCAUUUUAUAUUUAAAAAAUUAUGAAAUAUCAUUCUGUCAUGAUACUCUAAUUAAAUUGUUUGUGCAUAAUGCUUUGGAAAAAAUGGGUCUUUUAUAGGAAAAAACCUGGGAUAACUGAUUUCUAUGGCUUUCAAAGCUAAAAUAUAUAAUAUACUAAACCAACUCUAAUAUUGCUUCUUGUGUUUUACUGUCAGAUUAAAUUACAGCUUUUAUGGAUGAUUAAAUUUUAGUACAUUUUCA
Messenger RNA from Talpa occidentalis (Iberian mole), 3772 nucleotides. RefSeq names its product RAP1A, member of RAS oncogene family (gene RAP1A). Gene Ontology annotation, molecular function: GTP binding; GDP binding; GTPase activity. The record is from RefSeq and is a predicted model, not a curated record. Bases 2495 to 3049 code for a protein of 184 amino acids. The transcript has 9 exons. Gene Ontology annotation, cellular component: plasma membrane. Gene Ontology annotation, biological process: cellular response to cAMP; Rap protein signal transduction; negative regulation of synaptic vesicle exocytosis. NCBI's taxonomy places the organism in Eukaryota, Metazoa, Chordata, Mammalia, Eulipotyphla, Talpidae.